AUGCGGGAGAGAGACCUACGGAGCGUGUGCAGAAGGGUGCUGCUGUUGGCCGUCUGUCUGGUGUCUCUCUGGGGACAGCUGACCCUCGCUUCGUCACACAGAAGUCACAUAGUGCAUGUCAAAGCAGGGACCUGUGAAGUGACCGCCGCCCACCGCUGCUGCAACAAGAACAAGAUCGAAGAGAGAUCCCAGACGGUGAAAUGUUCCUGCUUCCCCGGACAGGUUGCCGGGACAACAAGAGCGGCCCCAUCUUGUGUGGACGCAUCCAUAGUUGCCCAGAAGUGGUGGUGUCAGAUGCAUCCAUGUAUGGAUGGGGAGGAGUGUAAAGUUUUGCCUGAUCUGAAAGGCUGGAGCUGCAGUACGGGAAACAAAGUGAAGACGACGAAGGUCACGCGAUAGUGCUGUCUGUCCUGGAUCUGAAGACUUGGUGUCGUCAGUCAUUUCUUCCUUGACAGAAACCACUGGGUCUUCUUGGAUGUGAGAACUAUGUAUUGAAUGAUUUUGGGAAGGAACCAGGGACCACUAAGGGAACAUGGAAAACUCCUGAAAUUCUACUGAACGGAUGCAGAGCAGAGACUUGACCUGGAAAUAACAUAGAACCACCUAUCCAGACUACUGGACUACUGAUUACAUCCAAUUCCUAGCCGUUAUUGUAUCACCCACCAAAUUCCUGUUUGUGUUUUUUCCUCCAACGGACUACUACAGUAGGAGAUCCAACCUGCAAGGUAUUUAUUCAUUAAAAAGACAAACUGUGGAUUACGCAAGCAAGAUAAACCUUCAUUCGAAACAUGUGACGUGACAUUUUCAAAUCUUUUUCCUCUUUUUGUCACAGAGCUCAGUGACUCCAAAACAACGUGUCUGUGUUCGAGAUCGAUUUUAGAUCAUAAGCAUUUCCAUUCCUUUUUAGCCUUAUGAAGCAGAUGUCUCUUCUUUUUAAGGUAUUUGAUUUGGGAAAAAAAUAUGAAGUGUUUUUGAGAACUUGAGACAUCAAAGGAGAUGGCACAGUAGAAAAAACAGUUCUAACUACUACGUUUCAGUGUUUUGAAUGAAAAGACACCAUCCCACUGGGCACAGACGUCAAUUCAACGUCUAUUCCAUGUCGGUUCAACGUCAUUUCAUUGAUUGGACGUGUAAACAAUGUUGAUUUAACCAGUGUGUGCCCAGUAGGAUGGUUUCACCAAUCCAAUUAAAAUGACAUAAGCUGAGCUCCAACUGUUUUACUAACUGUUUUACUAUCUGUUUUUAAAAGCCUGGUGACCAACAUUGAGUAAAAGUGUCAGUAUUAUCUCAAUAAACCUAUUUCAAAAGGAUA
Salvelinus sp. IW2-2015 is the source of this 1312-nucleotide messenger RNA. Its product is annotated as chemokine-like protein TAFA-2. Bases 1 to 399 code for a protein of 132 amino acids. The record is from RefSeq and is a predicted model, not a curated record. NCBI's taxonomy places the organism in Eukaryota, Metazoa, Chordata, Actinopteri, Salmoniformes, Salmonidae. The transcript has 4 exons. Gene Ontology annotation, molecular function: receptor ligand activity.